CGGCAAGGGGAACUGCGGUAGCGCCAUCGGCGUUAAGUAGCUCGUUUCUCCCCGCACUUUCUUUUUCCGCUGAUGCAUUCAAGCCGGAGAAGCAAAGUCGUCUCUCUGCCUCCCUUCUAUUUAUGAUGCAUGCGAUGUCCGUUAUCUUGAAUUGCACCUGUGGGGACAAGGGCAUAGGCGGUAAAGGUACUGUCCCCUCCCUCCACGCACACACUCCCUGGCUGUGGAUUCUGUGAGAUUCUACAGCUUUCCUCGGUGGCGGCUGUAGCUGGGAGUUGGAGCCGCUGUUAUGUUGACACUCUUGUCUCACAGCUGUUGGGUAGUGUUUGUUUGCCGUGAAGGGGCAGCGCCUGUCAAAAGCGAGGAGAAGGAGGAGGUGGGGAGACUUCCUGCAUAAUCCGCGCAGCGUCCUUUCUCCAUUAUUCACACAGGCACCAGGCACGCCCGUACAGCUCAGCUGAAGUGGAGGGAGCCCUGUUUAGGUGAACCGAGGGAAGUGCUGCUUUAACCCCCGCCCCAAGCUUACCAGACAGCUUUGGCUAUGAAAAUCUAAAAUGGAUCCUGAAGAGCAGGAGCUGCUUGGUGAUUAUAGGUACCGAAAUUAUUCCUCAGCAGUUGACAAAGCUUUGAGGAACUUUGAAUCUUCAAGUGAAUGGGCAGAUCUUAUAUCGUCUCUUGGAAAACUCAACAAGGCUCUUCAAAGUAAUUUGAAAUACUCUCUUUUACCAAGACGCUUGAUUAUCAGCAAGAGGCUAUCUCAGUGUUUGCAUCCAGCUUUACCUAGUGGAGUGCAUUUAAAGGCACUAGAGACAUAUGAGAUCAUAUUUAAAAUUAUUGGGACCAAAUGGCUUGCAAAGGACUUAUUCCUAUACAGCUCUGGCUUGUUUCCUCUGCUGGCAAAUGCAGCAAUGUCAGUGAGGCCUGUUCUUCUUGGUCUGUAUGAGAAAUAUUUUCUUCCCUUGCAGAAGUCUCUCCUGCCAAGUCUUCAGGCCUUCAUAAUUGGCCUUCUGCCUGGACUGGAAGAAGGAUCAGAAAUCUAUGAUAGAACAGAUGCUUUACUUCUGAAGUUGUCUCUCCUAAUUGGUAAAGAGGUGUUCUAUUCAGCACUGUGGGGAAGUGUCCUGGUCAGCCCUUCUAUAAGGUUGCCUGCAUCCCUCUUUGUUGUUAAUCAUAUCAACCGAGAAUUGUCUGGAAAGUGUCAGAAUUAUAUGCUGGGGACAGAUGUUAAACUAAUGGUCAAAGCCAUUUGUGUAUCCAUGCUGGAUUCAAAUGUUCUUGUACAAAGAAAUACUUUGGAGGUGGUUCUUUUCUUCUUCCCUCUUUACACAUCUUUGGAUCCCAGUGAAAGUGCUGUACCUCUGUCUAGGUCUGAUGUAGUCCAUCUUCUCUCAGCAGCUGCCCAGACCCUCUUAAGAAGAGACAUGUCCUUAAACAGAAGGUUAUAUGCAUGGUUGCUAGGCUCUGAUAUCAAAGGAGGUCCUUUUGUUCUGGAUUCAUCUGUUUCAAUGUCCUUAGAAGACCAUGCCUUAUUUUUUUUUGAAAAAUAUUCCAAAGACCUUCUAGUUGACGGAUUGAUUGAAAUAUUACAUCAGGAAUUUACAGGCUGUGACUUGGAGGAACAGCACCAUGCAUAUUUGAAACCUUUUCGCAUUCUCGUAAGCCUACUUGACAAACCUGAAAUAGGACCACCAGUUGUUGGUGAUGUGUUUCUUGAAGUUAUCAGAGCAUUUUAUUCCUAUUGCAAAGAUACACUGGGUUCUGAUCUUAAGCUUAGCUACAGUCAGAAUGGCAAUGUUCUUUCAAGUGCAAUCAAAGAAAACAAGCAUGCAUCUGAGAUUGUUAAAACAGUCAAUCUGUUGAUCACAUCCUUAAGCACUGAUUUUCUCUGGGAUUAUAUGACCAGAUGUUUUGAAGACUGCUUCAGAAAUAAAUCUGUACCAACACACAUUCUGGCCAAGAACAGAAGUACUUCUGCAACAGUUUCAGAGCUCUGCAAACUUCUAGUGUUUCUCCUAGAUGUAAUACCAUUGGAACUUUAUUCAGAAGUGCAAACUAUGUAUCUGCCACAGAUGCUCAGCUACACGGUGCAGUCUCUCCUUGAAAACAUGGACAGUCUAAGUUUGCCAGAGCUCUCUCAUGCCUUAAGAACGUGCUUCAAGGUGCUUAGCAAAGUGCAGAUGCCUCCUGCAUACCUAAGUACUGGGACAGGAAGUUCAGACACAAGCCCUGUAAAGGAGGAGACUUCAGAAGCCCAAGUCCUCCAAAAUGAAGAGGAUGCUCCUUUUCCUCCACUCAAGUCUGAAGACAGUGGCAUCGGUCUUAGCGCUUCUUCUCCAGAGCUUUCACAGCAUUUGAGUAUGCCUAGGGUAACUCCUGAGAGAGAUGAUGUCUGGAAAAAGGGUGGAAGCAUGCAGAAGACCUUGUACUGUAUCCAGGAAUUAGUUGCAAAGUUUGCAAGUAAAUACAUAUUUGGGGUUAAUUUGCAGGAUUCUAGUAAUGGCAGUGUUUCAACAGAGCACACAAAUGGACAGGAGAAAAAAGAAAACCAUUAUCAAAUAACUAAAAAUGCCAGCAAGAAAAGGAGCUCAUGGGACUCAAAGCAAAUCACUGUGCCUCAGUUUAAGCAGAUGUUAUCAGACUUAUUCACAGUUCGAGGAUCACCUUUUAAACAGAAAGCAUCUCAGUCUCAUUUAGAUGACCAUGAUAGUCAAAGGAGAAAAGAAGAAGAAGAGUGGGACAUUGAUAAAGUCAUGGUUGACUUGGGAGAUACAAGAGAGGACUGCAGAGAGGCCUUUGCUGCUGCAUGCUACCUUUUACUGGAUUGUACUACAUUUCCUGUUUAUCUUUCUGAGGAAGAAACUGAACAGCUCUAUUUCUCUCUUUUUCAAGUGCCUGGAGGCUGUGAAUCCAGUUUCCCCCUGUGGCUCAAAUCCCUAAUGACAAUAUGCUGCUGUGUAAAUGACUGCUGUAUUCAAAAUGUGUCCAUCUCUGUGCUAUUAGAUAUAAUCAACCAUUCUCAGUCACUAGCACUGGUGGUUGAAGACAGAAUAAAGCGUUAUAAAAUUCCCGGGAACAACCCUUUCUUUGGAAGGCUGCAGAUGGUCACAGUUCCUCCUGUUGCUCCUGGAGUUCUGAAGCUGAUAUCAGAAAAAACUGACUUCUAUCAGAGAGUUGCCCAAGUGCUUUGGAAUCAACUAAACAAAGAGACAAGAGAACAUCACAAUACUUGCGUAGAACUUUUCUUCUGCCUGCAUUGUCUCGCACCAUCUGCUAAUAUUUGUGAAGACAUUAUCUGCCAUGCAUUACUGGAUCAUGAUAAAGGAACAAGGCUGGAGGCACUAUUUCGAUUUUCUAUCAUGUGGCAUUUGACUAGAGAGAUCCAGAGCAGCAGAGUCACUUCCCACAAUCGAUCAUUUGAUAGGUCCCUGUUUGUUGUAUUAGACAGUCUUAAUUGUUCAGAUGGGGCAAUUGGUGCUGCAGCGCAGGGUUGGUUGGUACGAGCGCUCUCGCUUAAUGAUGUUGCGCGCAUUCUUGAACCAGUUUUACUGCUGCUGCUUCAUCCCAAGACACAGCGCACCUCCAUUCACUGUAUCAAACAGAAACGUUCUGCAGAAGACAUGCAUCGCUGGUUUAGUAAGAAAAAGCCCUAUUUCUAUGAGUCAGUGGGAGCAUCUGAUCUUCAUGAAAGUGGUUCUGAAGAAAAUUUACUGAUGAGACAGUUUACAGCUGUUGACAGGGAAGCUAUUUGGGCUGAAGUUGAAAAAGACCCAGACAAAUGUCCACACAAAUAUGAAAUGUCUGUAAAUGAUCUUUCUCAGCAUGCAGAUUCGCCACAGGAGAUGGCUGAAGAGGAGAAUAGUGAACAUACAGAGUCUGCUGAUACCAGCACAGGUCCUAUUGACAGUGAUAAUACAUCAUCCUUUUCUCCCUCCCUGGAUCAGCAAGAUAUAAGCAAUGAGGAGAAUUGUAGUGCUUCAACUGAGGGCAAAGAAGGCAUGAAAAACUUUGGUCCUUUUACCGUUUACCCUCCUGAUGGUUCCAAAUCCAGUACUGUGCUAAAUCUUGUACGAGCAGAUUCUGAGAGAACUCAAGCAUCAGAGUCUCUCUCAAGCGAUGAUGAGGUAGAUUUGGAACUUCAAGCAUUUACCACAUCUAGGCUGUUAAAACAGCAGAAGGAAAAAAGGGAGACAAUUGCAGCUCUGUUCAAGCAUAUUCUCUUGUACUUGCAGCCGUAUGAUUCCAAGAGGGUAUUAUAUGCUUUUUCUGUACUUGAAGCAGUGCUAAAAACAAACCCUAGAGAAUUUAUUGAGGCUGUAGCCACCACUAGCAUGGAUACUAGCUCCACAGCUCAUUUGAAUCUCAUCUACAAUCUUCUAGCCCGUCACCAGGAAUCUCUUGUGGGACAGAGUUUCUAUGGGAAGCUUCAAACUCAAUCUCCAACUAUGUGUCCCCAUUCAUUAUUAAUAGAACUGCUGACUUAUCUCUGUCUGAGUUUUCUGCGCUCUUAUUAUCCUUGUUACUUGAAGGUGACACACAAAGAUGUGCUUGGCAAUAGGGAUGUCCAAGUCAAAAGCGUUGAAGUCUUGAUCAGGAUGAUGACACAACUGGUUGCAAUGGCCAGAUCAGCAGAGGGCAAGAACAUGGAAUUUAUACGCAUCCUAUUGGGGAGAUGCAAAAUUCAAGAGUUUGUCCUCCUUUCCCUGUCAGCUUCCAUGUAUGUAAGUCAGAAGCGGUAUGAAUGCAUGAUGGCUGAUGAAAUGAAUGCCUUAAAUGAAGACUUCCUUCUUGAGGAGAGUCUCAUCAGUUUUGGACAUGAUCAGAUCUGGAGUGAGCAUCCUUUGCAGAUUGAGCUCCUGAAACUUCUCCAAGUAUUAAUAGUCCUGGAGCAUCAUCUUGGACAGACUCAGGAGGAAGUAGAGAACCAGCCUGCCUUAUCUAAAGAAUGGCAGAGGGCCCUUAACUUUCAGGAAGCAAUUAGUGCUAUGCAGUAUAUGCACCCACACCCCAUAACAUCUCAAGGAUUGUUUGUGUCUGCCGUAGUUCGAGGUUUGCAACCAGAUUAUGGGUAUGGGAUGCAUCCUGCUUGGGUUAGCUUAGUUGCGCAUUCCUUGCCAUACUUUGGGAAAUCUUUAGGGUGGACAGUGGCACCAUUUAUUGUACAGAUAUGCAAGAACCUGGAUGAACUUGUCAAACAGUAUGAACAUGAAACCCUGAAGUUGUCAGCAAAGGUAUCUGCAAGCAUAAGUUGUAGAAGAGAGAACAUUUCACCAGAUUAUCCUCUAACUCUUUUGGAAGGUCUAACUACUAUUGGCCACUUUUGUCUAUUGGAUCAUCCAAACCAAACCAAAAAGUCACCACUGAAUGCUGACCCUACAAACCUAAGGAAUGCCAAGAAUGCCAUUCUAGAAGAGCUUCCUUGUAUUAUCAACACUAUGUCCCUACUUUGGGGAGUCAUAAAAAAGGAAGAGACUCAGAAAAGACCAUCUGACUUUCUUGGAAUAAAAGGCUCUUCUUCAGUGUACUUUAAGUCAACAAAAACUUUAAAAAGUAAAAUCCUGGAGUUUUUAAAUCCCCUGACUGGACAGCUGGGUGUGCAACUGAUUGCUGCUGUAGCAGCUGUGUGGAGCAGCAAAAAGUCUCAUAAGCAUCAGAGCAAAACAAAGAUCCUUUCUGUAGCCAGAUCACCUCAGCUAAUACUAGUUGAUCUAGUUUGUGCACUCAGUACUCUGAAGACUGACACUAUAUUGCAGCUUGUGAAAGAAGUUGUCAAGAAGCCAUCCCAGAUUAAAGGUGAAGAGAAGUCUUCUCUAGUAGAUAUCCCUGUGCUCCAAUUCUGCUAUGCUUUCAUACAAAGACUUCCAGCUUCAUCUUUGCAGGAGAACUUCCAGUCAUUAUUAGGAGUGCUGAAAGAAUCAGUACAGUUAAAUCUGGCUCCACCUGGAUACUUCUUGCUUCUCAGCACCCUGAAUGAUUUUGUAACUAGAACUCCAACCCAGGAAAAUAAGAAGGAUCAGAAAGAUUUGCAGGAGGUGACCCAUAAAAUCUUGGAAGCUGUGGGGAACAUUGCUGGUUCAUCCUUGGAGCAAACUAGCUGGCUGAGCAGGAACCUUGAAGUGAAAGCUCAGCCCCAGAUCUCUUUAGAUGAAUCUAAUGUUGAAGAUGAAUUGUGUGACGCUUCAGCAGUCCCUUCCUCAAUGGUUUCUGCUUCUGCUCCAUCCAUGUACAGUGUUCAAGCUCUCUCUCUCCUUGCAGAGGUUCUUGCUUCUCUCCUGGAUAUGGUUUAUCGUAGUGAUGAGAAAGAGAAGGCAGUGCCGUUAAUUUCACGAUUGCUUUAUUAUGUUUUUCCUUACUUACGCAAUCACAGUGCCUACAAUCUUCCUAGCUUCCGUGCUGGUACGCAGUUGCUUAGUUCUCUAAGUGGCUAUGCCUAUACCAAGCGAGCAUGGAAGAAAGAUGUUCUAGAACUAUAUAUGGAUCCAGCUUUUUUCCAGAUGGACACUUCCUGCAUUCAUUGGCGAUCCAUUAUUGAUCACUUUCUUACACAUGAAAAAACUAUGUUUAAAGACUUGAUGAAUAUGCAGAGCAGUUCUUUGAAACUUUUCCCAAGUUUUGAGCAAAAGGCAAUGUUGUUGAAACGUCAAGCAUUUGCUGUUUUCAGUGGAGAAAUUGAUCAAUAUCACCUUUACCUGCCUUUGAUACAAGAGCGACUGACUGACAACUUGCGUGUUGGACAGACUUCCAUAGUAGCUGCCCAGAUGUUCCUGUUUUUCAGAGUCUUGUUGUUGAGAAUUUCACCUCAGCAUCUAACCUCAUUAUGGCCAAUUAUGGUGACAGAACUGAUUCAAACAUUUAUACAGCUGGAGGAGGAUUUAACAGAAGAGGAAGAACCUGCAAAGAGCAAUAGCAGACUAAGUAAACAGAAAGCGUCAUCAGAUGGCAAUGGUCCCCUACUGAGUGACAUACAGCAGAAUGAAUUGACCUUGUAUUUAUCAGCAUGUAAAUUCCUGGACACAGCACUUUCUUUUCCACCUGACAAGAUGCAGUUAUUUCAAAUGUACAGGUGGGCGUUUGUUCCAGAGGUGGACACACAGACUUACAACACGACUUCAGAUCUGAUGGAAAAUCAUCAGGAAUGCAAACCGCAUAUUGUUAGAAUCAUGGAUUUGCUCAAGCUGAAGUAUGGGGAACUAAAUACCAAUGAGAUAGCAACAGAAUACGAAUUUCCACUUCUGGAUCUUCAUUCUAUAUCCAGCAUCACACAGUUAAUGCCGUUCUUCAGGAUACUGAGUUGUGCUUUUAAAACCGAAAGCAAAAAGUCCCUUGAUACACACAGCUCAGUAUCUGUCAAAACAGACUGUUCCAUUGGCAGUAGCACAAGAACCUUGAAGUUUCUAGAAGACUGUGUUGAAUGUGAUUUUAUAGAAAAUAUGGAAACUCAAUCUACUUAAGAAAGAUCGGAUGAUUAUUGAAGAGACUAGCUAUAACCCAGGUUCAGCUUUAUUAAAAAGACAUAUACUGGAAUGAAGCAAUUUCAGGUUUACAGAUUUCAUUUCAGGUUUUCUUUUUCAUACUGAUGUGGAUCACAUCUCUCUUGUUUUUGAUGAACAAUGACAUUCUGCCCUCAGGUUUUAUAAAAUGCAAAUUAGCAUCACAAUUUGCACAUUUCUAAGAUGAAGUUUUUUAAAGUGAAGUAUGUGUGAUUUGCUCCUAUUAAAGGUAAUAUUUAUCUGCUCAGGGCUGUUUUAAGGGGCCUGCAGAUUUAUAGAUGCCUUUUCAGGCAAAAAAGAAAAGAAACAUUAUGUUAUAUGUAGGGUGGAGGGACUCUUCUAAAUGUGCAUUAACCAAGUCUGUAAAAAUGGCUAGGAUGUAAUUUUUCUGAUAUAAAAUGUUAAAAACAAAAUAGCAUGUUGCUGUUUAUAUAUAUACCAGUCUCAUUCAUUCAUUCAUAUAUAUUCAUAUAUAUAUAUAUAUAUAUAUAUAUAUACACACACACACACACUUCUAGUAUCUGUAACCCUUCCAACAUAACUUCAUCAGUUUAAGAUUGCAAGCUUAAGCAUAAUUACCAAAAAGUGAACCUCACUAACUCAUAAUGGGAUUUGAUUUUGAUUAAAACUUUUUAAGUAUUGGGCUGUAAACUUGUAUACAUAGGAUCUACAGAAGGACUGGGUUUCUAAAACUAGGGACAAAAAGCUUUUGCUUGUAGUAUUAGACUAGUUUGAAAGUCAUUCUGCUUUUUACAACUACUGAAAGAAAGUACUUCAUCAUGGUGGGUCUAUAAGAAUGUUAGGAGAGAGAGUGUGCAUAAAGACUAUAAGGGUCUUGAAGUGUGCAUAUAUAAAGUAAUAUGAUGCAUUAGAAAUACUUAAUUUUCUAAGCAAAUGGCUCAAAGCAGCAUUGUAAAUUGCCUGUGUAGAUACACUUCUGUGUAGACCUUUUUCUACUGUAACUUAAUUUGAGGGAGAGGCUCUGGCUUCUGGUCUCAUACUAAUGACUUUGCUCCAGUACAGUUAAUAUUUUAACUAUUAAAGGACAUGUGGUUUUUUGGUUAGAUGAAUCAUGUCAAUAUCUACAAAUAAAAAGAAACUGAUCACAAUUAAGAAAUCUAUGUAUUGAAACUGGGAAACAAUAUUCGUCUGUUCUCUGUGUUCUAUGUUUUCUGUUUUUGUAACUAACUAACUGUGAAGAAUACUGUAUCUUGAGCAUGUCAUUUUGUUUUCAGCAACAACUUCUUGUCAUACAUAAAUCUAGCACUUUUAUUUUGGGCUUUAGCCAAAAUUAAACACUUUUGUGUCCCAUUGAUUUCAUCAGGAGAAUUAAGCAUGUACCUCAAUUUUUCAAUUCAAAUUAAUGGGACUUCAGAUGCUUAACUUUGACUGGAUUGUGUUCUCUUUUGUAUACAAACUUGUAUUUAAAUAUUUAAGUACCACAAAUACUUGAUAAAAGGUAGAUUUGGGGCAAGAGAGAUUUCAAGAUUUAAUAUAGUAGAUUACUGUGUUGUAUGUGCCUACCUAGAAAUUACCAAUGCAAUUUUCAUAUUCAUUUUGAUACUAGAUAAAGCACAUGCUUUACUGUGAUUUAAACCCUAAAAUUAAUUUACUUAAGAAUGUUAUAAACUGAAGUAAUUAAGCUACUAUAUUGGGUAGAUUGUUCUAUAAAUGAGAAAUUCAGUUCUGAAUGUAAACUAUUUCAUUAAUUAGUUUAAUCACAGGUGCAAAAAAGUAGAAUCCAUUUCAAAGCAUGUAUUCAUACUGUUGCUUUAUACUGAAUAUUACGUAGCUUGUUGUAGUUUAAAAGUAACCAAAUGUUGCUGACACUCAGGGAAAUGGAAUAGUUUUUAUUUGCAAUUCUAGUCUUGUGGCAGAGUUCUCUGUGAAUCUCCUUUCUCUCUCAACAUAGCUGAAAUGGAGCUACUACUGCCCAGAUAUUUCACCUUAGAACACCCUCUCCAGAAUCCUCAGUGUUCAUGUUAAAUGCCUUGCAGUGUAGUCCUGAGUUGCAACCUUCUAAGACCAUUGACUUCACUGGAUUUGAAAGGAUAUAACUCUUCUUAGGAUUGCACUGUAUUCAAGAUUAUAUGGGGCACUAGGCUGGCUUCUCCUUUUCUCUCUCAAUUUCCUUUAGUCUUGAUCUUUCCUAACGCCCUCCUGAGUACCACAGACUACUCUAAAAACCAGUUAACCAUUUAACACUUAAUUUUAUUCCAAAUAAUAUCUUUACCCAGAAAUAAUGUUGCCUAAUGUUUGCAGAAGGCCAUUCUAAAUUAUAUACUACAGAUUCAUAUAUAAUAACAUUCUGCCUUUUCUCAUAUUAUGCCUUUUUUCAUAGACAGGAACCCAAAAGCCGCCUUGGGGUGAUACAGAAAACAAGUUGCCUGUGACGGACUCAGCUUCAAAUGCUGAGGGCAGUAAAGAGAGGAGGAUGAUUGACAGGUUCCCUCCCCACCUUUGUGGCUAGCCUGAAAUGGCAGUUGGUGAUUGUAUGUUGAGGAGUUGACAGUUCGAGUAAACUGAUGAGUGAAGGGAGUUGGAGUCUGGCUUCUGACCAGAGAGGGUCUGCCGGAGAGUCAUCUGUGUGAGAAAGGAAGGAGAAGGUGUACCCUUUAAGGAAAAAUCCUUACGUUCAUGACGCACUUGUAGUCCUUGGACUAAAGGGGGAAAGACAACACUAACUUCUGUGUAGACACAAGAGAUCUGGGAAUUAUAGUGGGCCAAGGAAGUGGGUAGAAAAGAGUCUCCCUUUUGGCCACAGGAACAGGGUUAUAGCUGGGGCAUAACUAUAACGCUUGCCCAAUAUCUUAAAAGGGUUUGACCCAGUGGAGUACCCUAAAGUCUGCAGAAGAGGGGAAGGUGUGUGUGUGUGAGAGAGAGAGAGAGAGAGAGAGAGAGAAUAGGAGCACCUAACUUGAAGGAGUGCCAACCUCAAAAAGAGCUUUGGUAACAACUUUUAGGUCUGAUAACACCAACAUCUCUCAUACAAGCCAGCAACUUAAGAACCAUACCAAGUGUUUUGUGCCUUACAGCACCAGUGAAGUGUUCUGUUCAAAACCCUCUAAAUUAUUUCAGUUUUAAACACCUGCCUCCAUGCCUUCUUA
Molecule: messenger RNA, 10594 nt
Organism: Eublepharis macularius
Lineage: Eukaryota; Metazoa; Chordata; Lepidosauria; Squamata; Eublepharidae
Gene: DOP1B
Product: DOP1 leucine zipper like protein B
Exons: 38
Coding region: 555-7448 (2297 amino acids)
Biological process (GO): Golgi to endosome transport
Cellular component (GO): trans-Golgi network; endosome
Source: RefSeq, a predicted model, not a curated record